This is a messenger RNA of Arctia plantaginis, 735 nucleotides long. NCBI's taxonomy places the organism in Eukaryota, Metazoa, Arthropoda, Insecta, Lepidoptera, Erebidae. The record is from the annotation of a GenBank genome assembly.
AUGCAGGUUUUAACGAACAUUCGUCUUUUUCGGAGCCCCUUUACACUGUUUUACAUAUCUGAAGGCUUCAUUAUUUUUCCGAAUGAGGAGUGCUACAAAUCUAUAGGUGUAAAGGUAGGGGAUUGUUGUGAAAUUAGCGUAGACGAUAAAAUACCGGAUGCACAAGUACUAAAGCUGAGGACGAGUGCGUUCUUUCUGCAACUUUUUGUAAAAGAAUGCCAGAACUCAAGUACCUACAGAAAUAAUGUAGUGACACAUCUAAAUAAACUUAGUGGAUACCCUUUGGACGGAACUGCAUUUCUAAAAUUGAUAUUGGAGCCACCCGAUACUGAAAUUAUUGACUAUGCUUGGAAUGAAAGGUUGUUGCGGUUGGUGUGGAUGAAGGUAGAAAUUGAAAAUGCAUUUUCUUGGUUAUCAACACUUGGAGGAGCAUAUUCAGCCCUAGGAGACUAUUUUGAGGAGUGUGCUGAAGAAGCUGGCAGAAUAUCAAUAAGACAGUACAAACUCUCGCAGAUGCUGGGAGAUGAAAGUUUAGCAGCGAGAAGUUGUCUCUACUCAGCGUUGUCACAGGCUCAAAAGGGCAACCUGCAUAUAUCACGUAACAUUGUAAGAAAUGUUGCAGAGUUUGCACGUAAAACACACGACAGAAGACUAAUGAGGAUGUGCCAAGGUGUAUGGGCAAAACUCAAAUACUUAAGAUCCCUUAAGAAGAAUUCAUCAAUAAAACCUACCUAA